Molecule: messenger RNA, 944 nt
Organism: Mastomys coucha (southern multimammate mouse)
Lineage: Eukaryota; Metazoa; Chordata; Mammalia; Rodentia; Muridae
Gene: Psmd13
Product: proteasome 26S subunit, non-ATPase 13
Exons: 12
Coding region: 39-944 (301 amino acids)
Biological process (GO): ubiquitin-dependent protein catabolic process
Cellular component (GO): nucleus; cytosol; proteasome regulatory particle, lid subcomplex
Molecular function (GO): structural molecule activity
Source: RefSeq, a predicted model, not a curated record
CGACUGUUUAGUGUUUGUGUUCCCAGCUCUCUGCAAUCAUGAAGGAUGUGCCGGCCUUUUUACAGCAGUGUCAGAGCUCCGGGCCGGGCCAGGCCGCCAUUUGGCACCGUUUGGAAGAGCUGUACACGAAGAAGUUGUGGCAUCAGCUGACACUACAAGUGCUUGAUUUUGUGCAGGACCCCUGCUUUGCCCAAGGGGAUGGUCUCAUUAAGCUUUAUGAAAACUUCAUCAGUGAAUUUGAGCACAGGGUAAACCCUCUGUCCCUGGUAGAAAUAAUUCUUCAUGUGGUUAGACAGAUGACUGAUCCUAAUGUGGCUCUUACUUUUCUGGAAAAGACUCGUGAGAAGGUAAAAAGUAGUGAUGAAGCCGUGAUCUUGUGUAAGACAGCAAUUGGAGCUCUAAAAUUAAACAUCGGGGAUCUGCAGGCUACAAAGGAAACGAUUGAAGAUGUUGAAGAGAUGCUCAACAAUCUCCCUGGUGUGACAUCAGUUCACAGUCUGUAUGCUUUCAAUAGUGGCGAUGUAGAUAGGUUCCAGACACUGAAGUCUGCCUGGGGCCAGCAGCCUGACUUAGCAGCCAACGAAGCCCAGCUUUUGCGGAAGAUCCAGCUGUUGUGCCUUAUGGAGAUGACUUUCACACGGCCUGCCAACCACAGACAACUCACUUUUGAAGAAAUUGCCAAAAGUGCCAAAAUCAAUGUCAACAAGGUGGAGUUGCUGGUGAUGAAGGCACUCUCGGUGGGGCUGGUGAGAGGCAGCAUAGACGAGGCACAGGACCGCGCCACCAAAGAAGUGCAUUCUUUAUUGUCAGACAAGGAAGCAUUGGUUCCUUUUUGCAGUCCUCUUCAGAGCAUUCUCAGACUCAGGCAUCCACACUCGCCACCUAGCAUCACUAAGGCACCGGAUAUUAGGAGUGCCAAGCUCAAGAAUCAGCACAAGCAAUAG